AAUUGUGAGCUGUCAGGUGGUUGCUAAGAAGCGAACUGGGUUCCACGGCAAGAGCAGCAAGCAUUGUUGUACUUUAAAAUAUUCCCGGAAUUUAAGAACUAGAACACGCAUCAACUUGAGACCCCUCCCUUUAAUCCUCGGAGCCUGGACCUCUGCAGUAUGACAAUCAGAAAGGACAUGACCCUUUUCAACUGGGUUAACCAUAAAAAUUGAGGCAGUUCAUUUUGGAGGUCUUAGCCCCCAACAAGGGCUCCUCCCCAGGCCUCGAAGCCAAGGACCCUGUUAUUGAUGCAGAAACCAUCAAUCAAAAUAAUGCUGCAAGGGAAAAACGCGGGCAAGGAAACCGGCGCUUUUCUUGUUUGGUUCCAGCCGGGACAAUUUCAUUCCGGAACGUUUGUUUCUGUACUUUCGGGUGUCCGGGUACUAUUGGGCGUUGCGCUACGGCGGAGGUGGUUGCCAAGGCGACGCCAGGGAAGAUGGCUGCUACGUCCUCAUCGGAUUCCGACAGCGGGAGAGCUGAGAGCAGCGAAGCCAAUUCGAAAUGGCUGGACGCUCACUACGACCCUAUGGCCAACAUCCACACUUUCUCCUCCUGCCUGGCCCUGGCAGAUUUGCAUGGCGAUGGGGAGUACAAGCUGGUGGUGGGAGAUCUCGGCCCAGGCGGGCAGCAGCCCCGUCUGAAGGUGCUCAAAGGACCAGCCGUGCUGACGGAAAGCCCGCUGCCCGCUCUGCCCGCCUCGGCUGCCACCUUCCUCAUGGAGCAACAUGAGCCCAGGACGCCGGCCCUCGCGCUGGCUUCAGGACCGUGUGUCUACGUGUAUAAGAACCUCAGACCCUACUUCAAGUUCAGCCUGCCCCAGUUACCUCCAAACCCUUUGGAACAAGAUCUUUGGAACCAAGCCAAAGAGGACCGGAUCGACCCCUUAACCCUGAAGGAGAUGCUGGAGGGCAUCCGGGAAAAGGCAGAGGUGCCUUUGUCUGUCCAGUCACUCAGGUUUCUACAGCUGGAGCUGAGUGAAAUGGAGGCGUUUGUGAACCAGCACAAGUCCAAGGUUAUCAAGCGGCAGACAGUCAUCACCACCAUGACCACCCUGAAGAAGAACCUUGCAGAUGAGGAUGCAGUGUCCUGUCUGGUGCUGGGCACUGAGAACAAGGAGCUCCUAGUGCUUGACCCUGAGGCCUUCACCAUUUUGACCAAGAUGAGCCUGCCCAGUGUCCCUGUCUUCCUGGAGGUUUCUGGCCAGUUUGAUGUGGAGUUCCGACUGACUGCUGCCUGCAGAAAUGGGAGCAUCUAUAUCCUCAGAAGAGACUCCAAACACCCCAAGUAUUGCAUCGAGUUGAGUGCCCAGCCUGUGGGGCUGGUCCGGGUACACAAGACCCUGGUGGUGGGCAGCACCCAGGAGAGUCUGCAUGGCUUCACCCACAAGGGUAAGAAGCUGUGGACAGUGCAGAUGCCUGCAGCCAUCCUGACCAUGAACCUCCUGGAGCAGCGUUCCCGGGGCCUGCAAGCUGUCAUGGCCGCCCUGGCCAACGGGGAAGUCCGCAUUUACCGUGACAAGGCCCUGCUUAACGUUAUCCAUGCCCCUGAUGCAGUAACCAGCCUUUGCUUUGGCCGAUACGGGCGAGAGGACAACACCCUCAUCAUGACUACUCGAGGUGGUGGCCUUGUCAUCAAGAUCCUGAAGCGCACGGCAGUGUUUGUGGAAGGGACCGGUGAGAUGGGCCCACCACUAGCACAGACCACAAAACUCAGCGUGCCCCGGAAGACCCGGCUGUACGUGGACCAGACCCUGCGAGAGCGGGAAGCUGGCACAGCCAUGCACCGAACCUUCCAGACAGACCUCUACCUGCUGCGCCUGCGGGCUGCCAGAGCCUAUGUGCAGGCCCUGGAGUCCAGCCUGAGCCCCAUGUCAACCACAGCUCGGGAACCACUCAAGCUGCAUGCUGUGGUUCAAGGCCUGGGCCCCACCUUUAAGCUCACACUUCACCUACAGAAUACCUCAACAGCUCGGCCAGUCCUGGGGCUGCAGAUCUGCUUCCUGUACAACGAGGCACUCUACGCCCUGCCCCGGGCCUUCUUCAAGGUCCCUUUGCUGGUGCCAGGACUCAGCUACCCACUGGAGACCUUUGUGGAGAGUCUCAGUAGCAAGGGCAUCUCAGACAUGAUCAAGGUGCUGGUGCUCCGGGAAGGCCAGAGUGCGCCCCUGUUGAGUGCCCACAUCAACAUGCCUGUGAGUGAGGGGCUGGCAGCUGCCUGAGCCCUGGGCCAGCAUUCAAGCCUCCACGGAAUGGAGUCAGCCAGAUCCAGCGACUCCCAGUGUCCCCAGGCCACGCCCCCACACAGCGAUGCAGUGAGCUUCCUGUUUGUCUCUGAAACGGUCCCUGCUCUCCACCUUUGCCACUGGGCCUGAGCCACAAGACAGGGAGUGCUCAGAAUCAGCUCCUCCUCCCUCAGACUCCUCCUGAGCACUGUCCCACAAUUCUUGCUGCCUACCACCCUCCCCUGCUCUUUGAAGAAAUCUUGCCCGUUUCCAGGAAGAGAUCUGAGGUGAUCAAGUGAACACAAGCCCAGACCUUCCUUCCUCCCACUCAUCUGUUUCAGGUCAAGGCCACAAUUGUUCAAGGGCUUGGCCUGGGACUUCAGCCGAGACUGAGCCCCCUGUGGCCCUUUAAGGUUUUAGGGGCACUGGCUUCUGCCAGCUUAGCUUGCAGGCACACGUGCUAAGCUUCCUCAGAUGAAUGGGGGGCUCCACUUUCUACCUUGCAGCCCCGGAGACACAGGGCUCUGUCCACAAGUCUUAGACUAGCCACAAAGAUUGCCAGCGGAGGUGGUGCAGGGGACAGAGGGGAUCCAUGCGAGGAGCUCCAGGUCCCAGCCCCAGCCAGAGCUCCCCCAAAGCCGCUGCUGCUGACCAGAAGACAUUGUCCAGAGACAUUGUUCCUGAAAUGGAACAGCAAGCUAGACAGCAGAGCUGGGGCUGGUGGCACCAGGAGGAGUAUUUCUGGGACCUGGCAAGUGGUCCAAGAGGCAGAUGCCUACGAGUACCUGUCAGGAUGCACUUAGGCCCAGGCCCAAGAUGGUCCAGAGGGUGGGAUGUUUUCUGGGCAGUGGCCAGAGUGUGCAUGAGGUCACUGAAAAGUACACAUGAGUGGUAUGAGUGAGGCUGAAGACGACAUGAAGAUGUGUGUGUGUAGAUCCCAAGUGGCAGCCAGCCCUGACCCUCCUCAAGGACCAUUCUGAACCACUUGAGAACCAGGAGCCCUGCUCCAUGGAUACCAGCGUUUUCUGUCUGACCAGGUUCAGCCUGGUGUGUGGCACACAGCUCAGGCCUGCCUCCUGCUUCCACCUCCUUUCCAAUAGAAAAAAAAAAAAAAAAAGAAUUUGACUGCAUUAAUUCCAAACUGCUUUCAGCUCUCAACACCAUCAGGGCUUGGCAGCUCCUCGGGAAGAAGGGAAGAAUUGGCCCAAUAGGUGAUACUAACGAGCUUUUGCCCGAAAGACCGAUGGCUCCAAGCUGGCCGCCACUGCCCAGUAACAGCUUCUGAGCCCACUUGGGGACUGGGGUAACACUGCCCACCUUGACCCUUCCAAAGAGUACAUUGGGGGCCAGGCUAAGAGACAAUGGGCCUAGACCAAAGAAACAGCCCAACCUCUCACAGACAGACUGCCUGAGCAUGGACCAUGGACGGCAAAGGGUGCCUUGCUGCAUCAGCCAGUGGAGACACAGCCGGAAGGAGCAGGAGGUCUAGUGGAGACGGAGAGAUGAGAGGGGGAGGGAGUGUUGCUGUCAGUCAGAAAUCCCAGCCUAACCUGCAGAGCUUGGCAGGGAUGGAAGGUCUGCUCAAGACGGUGAUGGGCCCCUUGUCACGGGGAUUAUGUGAGUGAGGCUGGGUUAUGACAAGGCUAGAUUGUGUAUUUGGUCAGGUAACAUUCCAGUCCCUUUCACCCCUGUCAAGCUGUGAAAUCAGAACAAAAAUAUUUGAUGUGCACUCUCUCCAUAUCUAUUCAAAGCUGAGAAUUAACUAACGGUUUUUGAGCUUUCAGAUGUUUUCAUGGAAUUGGUACCUGCUUUUUUUUUUUUUUUCUCCAUCCAACCUCAGUUCUUUUCUUAGGACACCUCCCUCAUAUCUUGCUUCUGUGUAGACUCCUAUAAGAGAGUUCCCUUAUAGGAACUCCCUUUUCCCUUAUCCAGGGCUAGACCCCAUCUUCCUUCUUAUUCUGCCCUCAUUUGGUAAAGCAUAGCCAUGGGAGCUUCUUUUUAAGACUGUUCUAAUGUUGCUUGUCUGGACAUUGCUGUAUUCAGCUCACACAUGUAGUAGUUUGGGUGGUAAAUGAAAGCUGGAAAUCGUUUUCCUAUAGACAAAGCCCCCGUGGCCUCUGGUUUCUGUGCUGUUUCUACUGGUCCUGAUUGUUGCUUUGUGAGGUGGGGAUAGAUGAGCAUUCCGUCCCAGGGCUGUACUGUUCUCUCUGGAGCUCCAGUUAAGCCCAACAUCUGAUAAAUGAUCCUGAUUUUCUUCUCUCUUCUUCUAUGGUCAUUGUUUGCUUGUUUUUCUGAGACUGAGUAUUUUGUGGGCUUUUAAGUUUCAAGCUGUUUUUCUUAGUUCUCAACUCCUCUGUUCAGUCCUCAUGGUAUCCUUUCAAAGAUGUAUUUAAUCGUUGCAUUUAUUUGUCUGUGUAUAGCCUAACUAAUAACAUCUAAUUUGAAAAAUUCA
Peromyscus maniculatus bairdii (prairie deer mouse) is the source of this 4713-nucleotide messenger RNA. RefSeq names its product Bardet-Biedl syndrome 1 (gene Bbs1). Lineage: Eukaryota; Metazoa; Chordata; Mammalia; Rodentia; Cricetidae. The record is from RefSeq and is a predicted model, not a curated record. Gene Ontology annotation, molecular function: smoothened binding; patched binding. Gene Ontology annotation, cellular component: centrosome; axoneme; BBSome. Gene Ontology annotation, biological process: protein localization to cilium; non-motile cilium assembly.